AUGGCAGCCCGCUUCAUUGUAAUCUUCAGCGCCAUAUUGGUCCUGGCCCAAGGAUCAAAUCUUUUGCCCAUCGAGCAGGAAGCCGAGGUGCCAAUCCACUCUGGUGCUCCUGUCGCAAUCAUUUCGCAAGGUCAUCCAUCUGUGUCCCAGUCCGUUGGUUCUGCCUACGGUCAUGGCCAACUUCAAGGGUCGGCUGGUGCACAACCCUAUGUGACAGCACCUCGUCCUGCUGUGUCCUACGCUCGUCCUGCUGUGUCCUACGCUCGUCCUGCAGCCGUGGUGGUUCCUGCUGUGGUGGUUGCUCCCGCGGCUCCCAUUCGCCAGCCUCAUGGAGUCCCUGCCCCAGUUGUUGUGGGUGCUGGUCACGGAAAUGGCUACUAUGGUCGCCAUCAUGGCUAA
This is a messenger RNA of Drosophila teissieri, 399 nucleotides long. RefSeq lists its product as uncharacterized. NCBI's taxonomy places the organism in Eukaryota, Metazoa, Arthropoda, Insecta, Diptera, Drosophilidae. The transcript is spliced from 2 exons. The record is from RefSeq and is a predicted model, not a curated record. Bases 1 to 399 code for a protein of 132 amino acids.